AAGAGGACAGAAGGAACCUUAAGAGGAGCUUGUACCUGCAAAAAUCUACCUCCCUUUCUCACUUCUUUCUCCAGCACAUAUUGUAAACCCUAGUUUUCUCCGAUAUUCCACUCUGUCUCUCUGUGAAUCUUGGCGUUAUCUAUCUAGAUCUCUCUCAAUAUUCUCACAAUCGCAUCCGUUUUCGGCCCUGCAAAACCCUAACUUUUUCCCUUGUUCCCCCUAAUCGGGGCAUGUUAGGUCUCAGAGGUUGAAACUCUUGCGCCAGAACCUUGGGUGCUUGAACUUUAGGAAGGAAGUAUGUACAGGGAUCGAGGAGGCGGGGUUGGGAGGUCGGCCAAAUCAGAGAUUGUAGGAGGAAGAGGGCCCUUGGAUCGAAAGCGCAUCGUGAAUGAUGCUCUGGACAAGCACCUAGAGAAGUCCUCUCCGUCCACUUCGAGGGGGAUCAACACUAAGGAUAAGGAGAGAUCGUUGGUCACUUCCACUUCCACCGGAAAAGCGCAGCUUGAUCACCGUGACUCCCGCUCCGCCUCCCUCGCGAAGAACAAAGGCUCUGAUGAGGAAUCUGAAACCGACAGUGAAGAGUCAGAUGUCAGUGGUUCUGAUGGAGAUGACACCGCUUGGAUUUCAUGGUUCUGCAACUUGCGAGGAAAUGAGUUUUUCUGUGAAGUUGAUGAUGAAUACAUCCAAGACGAUUUUAAUCUUUGUGGCCUGAGCAGUCAAGUUCCUUAUUAUGAUUAUGCACUUGAUUUAAUUUUGGACGUCGAAUCUUCUCAUGGAGAUAUGUUCACUGAAGAACAGAAUGAGUUGGUAGAAUCAGCGGCUGAGAUGCUGUAUGGUCUGAUUCAUGUGCGGUACAUAUUGACUACGAAGGGAAUGACUGCCAUGUUAGAGAAGUACAAAAACUAUGACUUCGGAAGAUGUCCGAGAGUUUACUGUUGUGGUCAGCCGUGCCUUCCUGUUGGUCAGUCGGACAUUCCUCGUUCGAGUACUGUUAAAAUAUACUGUCCUAAAUGUGAAGACACAUAUUACCCUCGGUCCAAGUACCAAGGCAAUAUUGAUGGAGCUUAUUUUGGUACCACCUUUCCUCAUUUAUUUCUUAUGACAUAUGCACACCUAAAGCCGCAGAAGCCAACGCAGAGUUAUGUCCCAAGAGUUUUUGGCUUCAAGCUUCACAAGCCCUGAAACUGGAGUUGGAAGCUGGGAUUUCUCAUUGUCCAUUAGUGGUGGUCGAUCUCGCUUGGCCUUGUGCUCUGUUGAAGUAUAAAGGGCUCCCUAUUCUCUAACCAGUGAGUUUCCAAGAUUAUUAUGAUUGUUGUAUCCAGUGAAAUGUUUAAAAAUGCAGUAGUAUCCAAUAUGGUCAAGUCUGACCUCUUUAAUUUUAAUUCUUGAAUCUAACAGAGUGUUUGCAAGUUUUUUCCCCCUAAAUUUGUCUUGUUUGGUUUGAGAAUUAUUUAAUGUAGUUUCACCUUUCUCAUGUUUGAACAACACGUCCAGUAAUACCUAGCUCUUUUUAAG
Messenger RNA from Tripterygium wilfordii, 1515 nucleotides. Its product is annotated as putative casein kinase II subunit beta-4. Gene Ontology annotation, molecular function: protein kinase regulator activity. NCBI's taxonomy places the organism in Eukaryota, Viridiplantae, Streptophyta, Magnoliopsida, Celastrales, Celastraceae. The transcript is spliced from 5 exons. Gene Ontology annotation, cellular component: protein kinase CK2 complex; cytoplasm. The record is from RefSeq and is a predicted model, not a curated record. The coding region runs from base 298 to 1182 and encodes 294 amino acids.